AUGGAUCCGCUGCAGCAGCCUGUGCCGGAGGCCCCUGCUGUGCCGGAGCCGCAACAGCCUGCUCCGGAAGACCAGACACCACAGGUGCAGGAAGUUGCGCCCGAACAACCUCCUGAGCCAACAGCCUCGGUCAGCGUCAACGUCGAAGAGCCCUCUGCGGAACCCACGACUGGCCGCGCGGGGCUCAACAAUGGCUAUAGCAGCGACUCCAAAGCUCACUACCACUCCCGUUCAACCGAUUUCCAUCAUUCUGCUCCAGAGACUACAGCGCAGGACGAUCAAUCGACUCGUCUCACUUCAUCCCCUUCGCUGAGCCAGCAGCCUCAACUCCUGUCCACGUCCCGACCUGGCUCGGGGCUCUCGAGUGGUCCAGAGCGACAUGCCAUGCCUCCGCCACAGCAGUCGGAAGUGAGCCAACGAGCGGCCUCUCAGGCGGCGAAGAAUAGCGUGGUGAUCAAGGUUGGCAUGGUCGGAGAUGCCCAGAUUGGCAAGACCAGUUUGAUGGUCAAAUACGUCGAAGGGAGUUGGGACGAGGAUUACAUUCAAACUCUGGGCGUCAACUUUAUGGAAAAGACCAUCUCGAUUCGCAAUACUGAGAUUACCUUCUCAAUCUGGGAUCUUGGUGGCCAACGAGAGUUUGUCAACAUGUUGCCACUUGUUUGCAAUGACGCCGUCGCAAUUCUGUUCAUGUUCGACCUCACCCGCAAGAGCACCCUGAACUCGAUCAAGGAGUGGUAUCGCCAGGGACGGGGCUUCAACAAGACGGCCAUUCCAUUUCUUAUCGGCACCAAAUACGACCACUUUGUCAACUUCCCUCGUGAGGACCAAGAGGAAAUCUCCAUUCAGGACUGGCAAACAUUAACCGUAAUGCAGGCCAAACGAUUUGCCAAGGCAAUGAAAGCCAGUCUGAUCUUCAGUAGCACCAGCCACAGCAUUAAUGUGCAAAAGAUCUUCAAGAUUGUUUUGUCCAAAGCCUUUGACUUAAAGUGCACCAUCCCCGAGAUCGAGAACAUUGGCGAGCCUCUCCUCCUCUACAAGUCCGCCUAA
Messenger RNA from Penicillium alfredii, 1047 nucleotides. Its product is annotated as Spg1/Tem1 GTP-binding protein. The transcript is spliced from 4 exons. Lineage: Eukaryota; Fungi; Ascomycota; Eurotiomycetes; Eurotiales; Aspergillaceae. The coding region runs from base 1 to 1047 and encodes 348 amino acids. Gene Ontology annotation, biological process: regulation of exit from mitosis. Gene Ontology annotation, molecular function: GTP binding; GTPase activity. Gene Ontology annotation, cellular component: spindle pole body. The record is from RefSeq and is a predicted model, not a curated record.